This is a messenger RNA of Ricinus communis (castor bean), 2565 nucleotides long. RefSeq names its product protein downstream neighbor of Son. The transcript has 15 exons. Gene Ontology annotation, biological process: nuclear DNA replication. NCBI's taxonomy places the organism in Eukaryota, Viridiplantae, Streptophyta, Magnoliopsida, Malpighiales, Euphorbiaceae. Gene Ontology annotation, cellular component: nucleus. The record is from RefSeq and is a predicted model, not a curated record. The coding region runs from base 323 to 2230 and encodes 635 amino acids.
GUAACAGGAGGGAAAUGAAAGUACCAAAGUGUUUAAACACAAAAAAAUCGAAUUCACUCACUUUACCGCAAUCUCUCUCUCUCUUUCUCUUUCUCCCUCUCCCUCUCCCUCUCUCUCUCUCUCUCUCUCUCUCUAUAUAUAUAUAUAUAUAUACACGCGAUUUCCCCUAAAACCCUAGAUUUCGAUUUGAGCAUUUUCUAUUGGUGCGCAUUUUAAUGCUGUUUCCGGCGAAUUUUUUAAUUCGCGAAGGUGAUUGUUUAGUUGAUUGGUAAAGAAGACAGGCUUUGUAGCAUUCUUGUGUUUAAAAAAAAAAAUUGAUUUUAUGGCAAAGGUUGCUACACAGCCUGCUCCUGGUUCGUUAACUUCCGGUUCUCUUCAAAUUGGAGGGGCUGCUUUAAAGGUCGGCGAGGGUGCAAUGUUCAAAAGAAAGACCCCUUCAGAACUAAGAGAAGAGCAACUGAAGAGGAAAAAUGUUGUAGAGAUUGUAGAUGAAUCUCCAGCCCCAUUAUGUGGCUUGAUAAAUAACCCUAGUGAUAAUGGGCCUAAGAAACCAGAUUUACCAAGGAAUCCAAGAUACAUUGACACCCGUAUGGAUGAAUUAUAUCCUGCUAAAAAGUCCAGGCUCAGGGUGCUUUCAGCAAAGGAUAAUGCAAAGGAAAAUAUUUCAACUGAGCAAACAGUCAGCCUUAAGAAUAUUGCCAUCCUUUCAAAUUUGGCCGCCAAGAGACGAAUCUCACGUUCAGAGAAUCCUGCUCUUGCUUCUGUAGAUCCUGAAGAGGGUAAGGCGCAAGCUUGUCAAACAAUAGAAAGGUGUAGUCAAAGUAUAUUUCGAAGUGUUACCGAACUUUCAUCCAAUGGUGAAAAAUCCUCGGGUUCAACCAUUGUGGAUAUGGAUAAAGCAUUAAAAGGACUAGUUGCCCAUGAACUGCAGACCGAUUCUGCUUCACCUGCCGACUUCUCUAAGAAUUUUGGUAAUCAUGCUUCAUUUCAUUCAGGCAAUUUCGUCUCAGAGUGUCUUGUACCAGGCUCAAAGGCUCCUCUGGAUUUUACUUUGAAAACAAAAAUGCGGGUGGCAUCGUCUUGCUCAGUCAAUUGGAUUCACAGAUCAAUUUUGGGUAGCGCAUACAAUGCAAUACCACAGUUAACAUCCCAAUUUGGUUGUUCUGAGGAUAGCAGUGGCUCAGGGCAGGCAUUGACUUCCCAGAUUCUUAGUUCUAAAGCAUUGCAUUCAUGGGUUUAUCCUCAGUGUAUACUACCACCUUCUGUCAUAUCAGUGUUGAGCUCACAAGCUGCAGAGGGAGAUUUUUUAAGAAAACGGCAGCUGGGAUGGGAGGAUUCUUUUCGGAGUCUUUAUUACAUGCUCCGAAAGAACAUUUGCAAUAUAUUUUAUGUGUGCACUUCACAUUUUGUAGUGAUGUUCAUCUGUAGUAGUGGUUCAGGAGGAACCAAACACUCAUGUAAUGCUUACAUAUCCCAAUCAACAAGGCGUCUGAGGUCAUUGCUAAAAGAGCAUGAUGUUUGCUUCUCUAUGCCACUUUGCCAUUCUAAAGAAGAGCAAGCGACCACUGAAGAUCUAGUUGAGCUCUCAGAGAUUGAGAAGCAAAAUUUGGGCCAGACUAGACGUCGGACAUCCUCAUCUGAUGUUGAUAAUAGUCCAGAAUCCUUACUGGCUUUUUGUGGAAAUAAAGGCGUACACGCAUUAUAUGACUUCUUGUUAAAUUACAGAUCUUCCCUGACUGUUCUGUCUGGUGUGGAUGUUCCUGUAUUGUAUUCACCUGUGCCAUUUCAGAACUCUGCUCUUUCUGCUCCGGAGAUAAGAUGUGUGGAGAUGAAAAGAGCUGAUCAUAUUGCUGCUUCCGCUAAAGAGUCUAAAAUCAAAGACAGUGAAUCUUUACAAGGUUCAUCUUCUGGUCUUCGCUCUAGCAUUGAAAUUAAGGAUGCAUUUAUUCCGUCAUGGAUUAUUUGCCGUGUAUGUGCAUUAAUGGGAUCUGAAGGGAAUAGUUUUGAGGCAAGCUUUAUAACAGAGCGAACCUCAAUUGGCUUGAACAUUGCUCUUCAAACAUUGUCCGAGAAAUCAGAUUCUAAGGAUGUGACAAGCAAAGGAUUGCAAGAAAGCAGUCAGUGUUUUGGUAUUCCAGAAGCUACCAUGACUCCUUGCUUGGGUUCAGGCUUCUUAAAGGGUUUGAAGUACACUGACGGAUAUUAUACAGCUUCUCUUUCUCCUAUAUGACAUUCUGCUAACACGGCGUCUAGCUGAAAUGCGAUAUUGAGAUGCUGCAACAGAGCUUGGUGGUCUCUCCUUUCUGACAUUUUGCUUCUGUGGUCCAGAGCUGAAAUGCAACAAUGAGAUACAGCUACAGUUUUUUCACAGCUUUCCUGAUAUUUUGCUUUCAUGGUCUCUAGCAGAGAUGCAUUAUGCAAAGUUUGAAAUGUUUCUUACUCCAUCUUAUUGUUACUACCAUUCUACCCCCUGUAUUGUAAUCCUGUAUGAUAAACAGUAGCUAACUGAUGCUUUAUAGCACAAGAAUUUGAGAAAGCUGAUUCCUGGUUUCUUUUCUCCUGACA